Paramisgurnus dabryanus is the source of this 1097-nucleotide messenger RNA. RefSeq names its product mitochondrial ribosomal protein L45 (gene mrpl45). The record is from RefSeq and is a predicted model, not a curated record. Gene Ontology annotation, cellular component: mitochondrion. Lineage: Eukaryota; Metazoa; Chordata; Actinopteri; Cypriniformes; Cobitidae.
UUGAUUCACGCUUUGUUCAGACACACGAAGCAGAGUCAAUGUGGAAAGAACAUGGCGACGUCCAUAUGUAGGACACUGAAAUCCCUUCAUCUAACAACAUGUCAUAAUAUAAAGUAUGUUGCGCCGCUGCUGGACGCGCGGUUGACGCAGCCGGUGCUGGUUCCGAUCCGCACAAAGAAGCGCUAUUUCAUUCCUCCAGCUGCAAAUGUCAAACAGAAAACACACGCCGAACAGGAGGCUCAGGCCCGGGCAGCGGGUGUGGUGGUCCGGCAGGAGUACAUGGAGAGAGCAAUCAAUAUCGCAUGCACAGCGGGCAUUUUUGAUCCUUAUUUGCCACCCGAGGGAGAUGCUCGACUUUCCACAUUGUCUAAAGAAGGUCUUAAACAACGUACAGAGCAACUUCGUCAAAGCGCAGCAUCGCAGCUAGCGAUUCGUAAAAUAAAAGAACACGACCCUGAAUACUCCUCAAAAGUGUUUGCAGCAAGAGCUCAGGAGAUUUUUAUAGAGGCACAUGGAAAUCUCACACAGUUUAACAAAGAAAAGCUUCAUUCUUUGGUCACCGAGCGAUGUUACCCUGAGAUGGUACGUGGAAACCGCUAUAAGACUCUGCGGUGGCGUUUCAUCGAGUCAUUGGAGCCUCCACGGGUGGUUCAUGCUCGAUGUCCUGACAUGGUCAGUAAGGGCAACCUGUAUGGUCAGGUGACUGUCCGUAUGCACUCUAGACAGACAUUAGCAAUCUAUGAUCGUUUUGGUCGAUUGAUGCUUGGGGAUGAGGAGGAACCAAGAGACGUCUUGGAGUAUUUGGUGCUAGAAAGGCAUCUGGUCAACCCCUAUGGAAGAUGGAGACUUCACGGCAAGAUUGUUCCAGCAUGGGCUCCACCGAAAGAACCAGUUAUUAAGACUAUCAUGAUUCCUGGACCUAAACUUAAGCCUGAGGAGGAUUUUGAGGAUCUGAGUUACCAGGUACCAAAGCCUAAGGCAGUCCAGUGGUACAAGUAAUUCUGAAUGGUGGUGCCUUCCUCCACAGGUCCACUGUGUACAUACUGAUUUCUAAUGUCCAUAAUCUUCCAUAAUAAAUGUUGUAUUUAAAAACGUUU